GGGUCUCUGCUUGGCUAUAGUGAUUGGACCAUGUUUGUUUGCCAUGCUCUCUUGGUGAUCUGCUGCCCAUAAUAUGUCUUGCUCUUUCAUAUUUCUGGAAUCUAAUUUCAUUUGCUUAGCAACAGCUACCAGCCUUUUGGGAGCCCCAGAAAGGUAAAAAGUGGUUGUAAACUGUCCUUAUUCUAGACUCUGCAAAACAAACUGCAGUAUUUGGGGACCAUGGCUACAGACCCACUCUCAGAGCUUCAGGAUGACCUGAACUUGGAUGAUACCAACCAGUCCCUCAGCCAGCUCAAACUGGCCUCCAUAGAUGAUAGGAGCUGGCCAGCAGAUGAAGCUCCUGCUUUUCCUAAAUCAGAGGACUCCAAAGGCUCCCCUGAGCCCAUCACUCACUUGCAGUGGAAUGAUCCCUACUAUGAUAUUGCCAGGCACCACAUUGUGGAAGUAGCAGGUGAUGACAAAUAUGGAAGGAAAGUAAUUUUGUUCAGUGCCUGUCGAAUGCCACCAAGUCAUCAACUUGAUCAUGUGAAACUGCUGGGGUACCUGAAAUUCACACUGGACCAGUAUGUGGAGAGUGAUUACACACUGGUGUACCUGCACCAUGGCCUGACCAGUGAGAACAAGCCAUCCCUGAGCUGGCUGCGGGAUGCCUACAGGGAAUUUGAUCGCAAGUACAAGAAGAACAUCAAAGCUUUGUAUAUUGUACACCCAACCAUGUUCAUCAAGACUCUGCUGAUUCUCUUCAAGCCUCUGAUCAGCUUUAAGUUUGGACGAAAAAUUUUUUAUGUGAACUUCCUUAGUGAGCUGGAGGAGUAUGUGAAGCUGGAACAGUUGGGGAUCCCAAGCCAAGUGCUGAAAUAUGAUGAAUAUCUGAGAUCCCUGCAGAAGCCUUCACAAGUGCCCCAGAGGUCAAUACCUCCACGCCCACCACUGCCAAACCAACAGUUUGGAGUCUCGCUCCAGCAUCUCAGGGAGAAGAACCCUGAUCAGUCUCCUGUUCCUCUGGUGGUCAGAGACACCACUGCUUAUUUGCAGAAGCAUGCUCUCACUACAGAGGGGAUUUUCCGCAGAUCGGCAAAUACGCAGGUUGUCAGGGAGGUCCAGCAAAAAUACAACAUGGGCAUGCCUGUGGAUUUCCAGCAGUAUGAAGAUGUCCACCUCCCUGCUGUGAUUCUCAAGACCUUCUUGAGGGAGCUGCCUGAGCCUCUCCUCACUUUUGGCCUCUACAGCCAUGUUGUCAACUUCCAGAGUGUGGAGGAGGUGAAUCGUGUGGCUGUUGUUCGCAAAACACUCCAGACUCUGCCAGAAGAAAACUAUGAAGUGCUCCAUUUACUGACAGCCUUUCUGGUGCAGGUCUCUGAUCACAGUGACAGAAACAAGAUGACAAACACCAACCUGGCAGUUGUGUUUGGCCCAAAUCUGCUGUGGGCCAAAGAUGUAGCCAUUACCUUAAAAGCCAUCAACCCCAUCAAUACCUUUACUAAGUUCCUGCUCGACCACCAGAAGGAGCUCUUUGAGAAUGUGGAGGCCUGA
Molecule: messenger RNA, 1533 nt
Organism: Chaetura pelagica (chimney swift)
Lineage: Eukaryota; Metazoa; Chordata; Aves; Apodiformes; Apodidae
Gene: ARHGAP1
Product: Rho GTPase activating protein 1
Exons: 13
Coding region: 220-1533 (437 amino acids)
Biological process (GO): negative regulation of endocytic recycling; small GTPase-mediated signal transduction
Cellular component (GO): cytoplasm
Molecular function (GO): GTPase activator activity
Source: RefSeq, a predicted model, not a curated record